CAGUCGGGACCCGUAGGGAGAGGCGGGGAUCGGGCGACAGUGGCGGCGGCUGUGUCGAAGCUGCACGGCGGUGGCGGACGCGAGUGGCCCUGCAGCGGCUCGCUCAGGCCGUGAGUCGUCGCUGCAGCCGCUGAGAAAGGAGGAAGCGACUACGCAGCGGGCGAACUUGGCAGAGCUGGGAGGAGAUUCUGGAGACAGCCUCCUUUCUCGAAUUUCUCUCGGCCCUUGUCAUUUUAUUCGUAGCCUGAAGUGAGUGAGAGCUUUUUGGUAAAGCCACUCACUGAGUUGAGAUGCAUGGUCAUGGAGGCUAUGACUCUGAUUUUAGUGAUGAUGAACACUGCGGAGAAUCUAACAAAAGGAAAAAAAGGACAGUUGAAGACGAUUUACUGCUCAAAAAGCCAUUUCAGAAAGAAAAACAUGGAAAGGUGGCCCAUAAACAAAUUGCAGCAGAAUUGCUGGAUAGGGAAGAAGCAAGAAAUAGAAGGUUUCAUCUCAUAGCUAUGGAUGCUUAUCAAAGGCAUACAAAGUUUGUAAAUGACUAUAUUUUGUACUAUGGUGGCAAAAGAGAAGAUUUCAGGCGAUUGGGGGAAAAGGACAAGACAGACAUGGAUGUUAUACGAGAAAAUCAUAGAUUCCUAUGGAAUGAGGAGGAUGAAAUGGACAUGAAUUGGGAGAAGAGAGUUGCAAAGAAAUACUAUGAUAAAUUAUUCAAGGAAUACUGCAUAGGAGAUCUCAGUAGAUACAAAGAAAAUAAGUUUGGAUUUAGGUGGCGAGUAGAAAAUGAAGUAAUUUCAGGAAAAGGCCAGUUUUCCUGUGGAAAUAAAUAUUGUGAUGAAAAAGAAGGCUUAAAGAGUUGGGAAGUUAAUUUUGGCUAUAUUGAACAUGGUGAAAAGAGAAAUGCACUUGUUAAAUUAAGAGAAAAGAAGUCAAGGCAAAAAAAAGAAAGGAAAAAAUCAAAAAAGGCUGUGAAGAGUCAUCCCAUAAAAAAUCCAGAUUAUCUUCUGCAGAAGAGACCUCUAAGAAAAAGGAUAAAGGACAUUCAUCCUCAAAGAAAUCAGAAAACUCUGCAAACAGAAGCUCUGAUGAGGAAGAAAGUACUUCAGAAUCUGAACUUUGGAAAGGCCCACUACCAGAGACUGAUGAAAAAUCACAGGAAGACGAAUUUGAUGAAUAUUUUCAAGAUUUAUUUUUGUGACAUGGAAGAGAGGAGCCUGUAUUCCUUAAUGCGAAAGUCCACUUUGAAACUUCAGAAAGUUUUAUCUACAAGUUGCAGCUUGAGUGGUUUGUCUUUGGAAAUAAAAAUCCAGCUACUCUCAAGAUAUCAGAUGCUUUGGAAAUUGGUUGGUUCUGUUGACAACACUUUUCUCCAUCCUUUAUGAAUCUCUUUAGUGGCUUAUCUGCAACUCUGUUCCAUCGGUAGCUCCUAGAGGAUGGAGCAAGCCACUGUAGAGAUUUCGUUGUUCCUUUAUUUUGUAGGGCUUUUUUUCACUGAUUCAUAUUUAUUUUCCUUUGCCUCAGUUAGUUAAAAUGAUAGCGAUUGUUGGAGUCUGACAAAAAUUAUAAAGUAAAUUAAGUAUAUCUUCAGCGUCUUUCUUUUCAUACACUGGCACCCCUCUUUGGAGCACCUGUCUUCCCAUUACCACCUCUUUCUAGCUGCUUUUUUUUUUUUUCUUUCUGUUGCUUUGCUUUCUUCUCACCUCUACCACUUAAGGGAGUUUGUUAUAAUUAAAUUUGAAUUUCCAGUGUGUGGGUAAUCUAUUAUAAAGUAAAUUAAUGCCACAGGGAACCAAAUGAGGUCCCAGUAGUCUAACAGGAGGAUGUGUUCACAAAAGUUGACUCCAGCAGAGCUUACGCAGUAAGAGAAUUUAUCUGAAUAAUACUGUGUGCAUAGAACUUGUCUCAGAUACAGUCAUGCAAAUAUGGAUAUACUUACAUGCGGGGAUAUAUUGUAAAAGACGACUUCUUCACUCAGAAUCCAUACCACCAGGAGUCAUUGCUGUGCUUCAGGAGGCCUAAGCACUCCUAGAAUCUGUGUACAUUUCUGUGUGUGUGUUUUUUGGGGAGAGGGGUCAUAGUUUUCAUCAAAAUUUCAAAAGAAUUUAUUGAUACUUUUUAAAAAAAUGUAAAGACUCACAUUUAUAAAGAUCACAGAGGUGGAUGGAGGAGAUACACAAUUUGAUGAAUAAGAGAGAGGACGUGUGGAAGAUGAUAGCAUUCCGAUUAUUUUGAAGGUAUACUUUUUAAUGACAAGUGUGGGAUGAUUGGCAUUAAAUUGCAAAAUAAGUAAUUUAGUGUCUUAUUUUUAAAUGGUUAGUAUCAGAUUUUUUUAUUAAAUAGUUGUUAUUUAUUAAUUCAGUAGAUAUUUUUCAGACUUCUGUUAUGUGUGAGGCAUUGUGUUGGACAGUGCUACAAAGGAACUAUCUAGGAAAUAAUUAUGCAGUCUUUCUAAACUAUCAGAAAACAGUAAGUCAGUGUUGGUUUAUUAAUGUUAAACAUUGUUUGAAAGUCCCCUCAUGUCUUAAAUAAAUUGUGUCUUUUUUUUAUCCAAUUA
Molecule: messenger RNA, 2551 nt
Organism: Hipposideros armiger (great roundleaf bat)
Lineage: Eukaryota; Metazoa; Chordata; Mammalia; Chiroptera; Hipposideridae
Product: protein FRA10AC1
Exons: 14
Coding region: 291-1379 (362 amino acids)
Biological process (GO): dephosphorylation
Molecular function (GO): phosphatase activity
Source: RefSeq, a predicted model, not a curated record